Molecule: messenger RNA, 4707 nt
Organism: Salvelinus fontinalis (brook trout)
Lineage: Eukaryota; Metazoa; Chordata; Actinopteri; Salmoniformes; Salmonidae
Product: T-box transcription factor TBX15-like
Exons: 8
Coding region: 289-2136 (615 amino acids)
Biological process (GO): regulation of transcription by RNA polymerase II; cell fate specification; positive regulation of DNA-templated transcription
Cellular component (GO): nucleus
Molecular function (GO): RNA polymerase II cis-regulatory region sequence-specific DNA binding; DNA-binding transcription factor activity, RNA polymerase II-specific
Source: RefSeq, a predicted model, not a curated record
AGGACAGAAAGGGGAAGAGAAAGGAGGCAGGAAAGCAGGACGGGGAGACAAAAAGCGACAGAUAGCCAGGAAUAUAUUUAAUGCUAACUUUCGAGCAAUUAAAAGCGCCGUGGGGAUGGCGUAUCAUAUCUUUAGAGGUUUGAAACACCAUUUCUAGUCAUAGUUUUUGGAUUACUUUCGUUAUUGGCGACUUUUGCACCGUUUUAAACAUUGACGUGUGCAUUUUCCUUGUGCUCGCUGCUUGGACGGAGUUUUUGUUUUCCCUCUGGUGGAUUUGCCUUGAGAGAAAUGAGUGACAGAAGGCGAUCUGCUGCUGCUCUGAGCUCAAGAGCGCACGCCUUUUCGGUGGAAGCCCUGAUCGGGUCAAACAAGAAGAGAAAGCUCCGGGGCUGGGAGGAAAGGGAUCUGGAGUUGUCUAUGGAGAGCCUCGCCAACAACGGACAAUUAGGAGACGGCGACGACCCUGUGCAUUGUCUGGAUAUCGACCCCGAUUCGGAGGCGAGCCCAGGUUCAGAUGGCGAGGGACUGGCGGAGAGGACGUCGUGCUCCUUCGGCUCCCCUGAGGACCUAGCCCCGGCGGCCUGCGAGCUGUCUCCCGCUGCCUCCAUGGAGGAGAUUCAGGUGGAGCUGCAGUGCGCGGACCUCUGGAAGCGCUUCCAUGAAAUUGGCACGGAGAUGAUCAUCACUAAAGCCGGGAGGCGGAUGUUCCCUGCAAUGAGAGUAAAAAUUGUGGGUAUGGACCCCCAUCAGCAGUAUUACAUAGCCAUGGACAUUGUUCCUGUGGACAAUAAGAGAUACAGGUAUGUGUACCACAGCUCCAAGUGGAUGGUGGCGGGGAACGCGGACUCCCCAGUGCCCCCGCGGGUCUACAUCCACCCAGACUCCCUGGCCUCUGGAGACACCUGGAUGAGGCAGGUGGUCAGCUUCGACAAACUCAAACUCACCAACAAUGAGCUGGACGAUCAGGGCCAUGUGAGUGAGCCGAUUAUCCUCCACUCCAUGCAUAAGUACCAGCCUCGUGUCCAUGUGAUCAGGAAGGACUUCAGCAGUGACCUGUCCCCCACAAAGCCUGUUCCCAGCGGAGAGGGAGCGAAGACCUUUAGCUUCCCUGAGACUGUCUUCACCACCGUCACCGCCUACCAGAACCAACAGAUAACUAGACUAAAGAUUGAUCGCAACCCAUUUGCUAAAGGAUUUCGGGAUUCAGGUAGAAACAGGACUGGUCUAGAGGCGAUCAUGGAGACCUAUGCGUUCUGGAGACCGCCUGUGAGGACACUCACGUUUGAGGACUUCACCAACAUGCAGAAACAGCAAGGAGGAAGUACGGGCACCUCUCCCACCACCUCCAGCACAGGAGCCCCCUCCCCUUCUGGCACGGCCCACCUCCUGUCCCCCUCCUGCUCCCCGCCCACCUUCCACCUGGCCCCCAACACCUUCAACGUGGGCUGCAGGGAGAGCCAGCUGUGCAGCAUGGGCCUGUCUGAGUAUCCGGCCUGCGCACGCAGCAACAUGGCGGCCUUGCAGGGCUACGGGGGACUGUCCGACAGCUCCUAUGGACGCCUCCAAGCAGCAGGAGGCGCUGUGGCCUCCACCCAGCAGUCUGAAUCCUUCCUGCCCCAGAGGACAUCCUCCCUGAUCGCUGCAGGCAUGCAAGGGGGUGGCCAUGGCCCUCUGUCUGGAAGCAGCGGUGGCGGGAAGAUGGAUGCCUACGGAGGUCAGCUGACCUCAUUUCCGGCCUCCCAGCUGCAGUAUGUGAUGCAGGGUGGAGCUAGCUCUGCCUCUGGCUCCUCCUCCUCCUCAGGCUCCUCCCCCUCUUCUGCCCACAUGUUCAGCGGGGGCCACCACCACGUGCAGCAGGGAUCCUACAACGCCUUCUCACUCCACAACCCCUACAACCUGUAUGGAUACAACUUCCCCACUUCCCCUCGCCUGGCUUCCAGCCCUGAGAAGACCCAGGGCGGCCUCUUGUGCUCCUCCUCCUCUGCCGGGGUGUUUGCUGAGCGCCAGUACCUGUCCAACGGUGGCAUGGACAGCAUGCACAUGAUCGGCAAUCCCUCCGCUGGCCAGCAGGGGGCUGGCUCCUGUGAUGGCCGUCAGUAUGGCUCCUCCUCUCAGAUGUCAAUGCACAUGGUGUAAAAACUGAGAUCCCACUUCUGACACCAAUUUUCACUGUCCUGUUAUUUCAAGAAGUUCUGUCUCUUCUACUAAGAUAUGCUAUUGAUGAGUCAUUUUACAUUUAGCGUUGUUUGUAAUACUGAGGUACAAAGUGAAUCUUUCAAAAAACAGACUUUUCAUCUCAUAGUGUUUAUUUUUUUAUUUUUUUUAUUUCACCUCACAUGCUUUAAACAAGGAGGAGGAACUGUUAUUUAAUUACCACAAUAGUGUUAAAAAGGGGAAGUGGAACCAUAUACCGUGCUCUCAGUGCACAUGUGGCUGUUUAGAACACUAACCCCAACCAUGGGGACAUACAGGGGGAUAUGUGAAAGAGAGUAGACCACAUACUCUUACUGUCGAGGGAUUCUCAGGAGUGAACCCAUGAAUUUGUUAUGGUGCAAUAGUAAUGACAGUCUCUACAGUAACUCAGCCUUGUUGCUAUGGACUCUAUCCAGUCCCGGACAGGAUGUGACAGAGGCUCUGUGUGAUCCAGAAACUUCACCUCCACUUCCACUGCUCUAGUUUUAACAAGACAUUUAUGCAACAUUAUGCCAUAACGUUGUGGCAACAUUGGGAGAGAACUGAGAGGGUUGUGGAUAUUAACAGUGCCGGAUCAAUAUGAAGGACUUCAAUAUGAAGGUUUUCCCCUCUGGCCACUCAGCGGGGAUGAUGGGAGGAUAAUGGAUGAGGCACAGAGGGUGAAUAUAAUAUAAUACAGCACAUGCUGGAAGGAUGAAGUCAAAAACCUAAAGGUCAGGGUGAGGGAGGAACUAUGUGUGUCUGACAGUGGGGUCCAGUUGUUGGCCCUGCACCUCUCAGUGGACACGCUGGACGAGAAGCUCUGUUCAAGUGGACACUGAACAUAUAGUGAAAUACAGUGAAAUCACCACAAUCUUAUCAACUCCUUUCCUCACAGACUGGAAUGGCUUCACUAUUUUUGAGUGGAUUACCUUUUUAAAAGCAUAUAUAAGAUGGCGAAUGCAAGCAAAAACCAUAAGCUUUACAGUUGUUGUGUGAAAGGUUAUAAAGAUAGAAUAGGAAACAGAGUAAUUAUAGUAUGUUUUGGUGUGUUGUAGAUAAUUGUAUUUAAGUGCCAAGCAAUAAUACAAUUAUAUGGGCCAAUCUAUCAUGAAAACAAAUGUGAGAAAAAAUGGAAAUAGCAAAAUUAUUAUUUUGAAAGGCCUUUUAAAAAACUGUAAAUACAGGUGCCAAGCACACAAAAGUUCAAUAAACAUUUUAAUUCAUUUACAUGUUUUUGAUUCAUUUACAGCUGUCACUCUUUGUAAGAUGUGCAUAUAUUCAACAAAGUGGACCAUUAACAAAAACACAAGCAAUAGAGUAAAUGCAUCCCCUGACAUUUUCCCAUGCAAAUAGAACUUGAUUACUAUGAUAUUCUACCAUAUAUCUAUAUAUAUAUAUAUGGUAUACAGUGCCUUCAGAAAGUACCCCUUGACUUAUUCCACAUGCUGUUGUGUUACAGCCUGAAUUCAAAAUUGAUUAAAUAUAUAUUUUUCUCACCCAUCUACACAUAAUUCCCCUAUAAUGACAAAGCAAAAACACGUUUUUAUAAUUUGUAUUCCAAAUGAUUGAAAAUGAAAUACAGAAAUACAGUUUCUCAUUUAAAUAAGUAUUCAAACUCCUGAGUCAAUAUGUGUUUGAAUCACAUUUGACAGCAAUUACAGCUGUGAGUCUUUCUGGGUAAGUCUCUAAGAGCUUUGCACACCUGUACAAAAUUUGCACAUUAUUUUUUUUUUUUAUUCACCAAGCUCUGUCAAGUUGGUUGUUGACCAUUGCUAGGCAGACAUUUUUUAUUCUUGCCAUAGAUUUUCACGCCGAUUUAAGUAAAAACUGUAACUAGGUCACCCAGGAACAUUCAACAUAGUCUUGGUAAGCAACUCCAGUGUAUAUUUGGCCUUGUGUUCUAGGUUAUUUUCUUGCUGGAAGGUGAAUUUGAAAUCCCAGUGUCUGUUGGAAAGCAGACUGAAUCAGGUUUUCCUAUAGGAUUUUGCCUGUGUUUAGCUCUAUUCCGUUUCUUUUUAUCCCCAAAAUCUCCCUAGUCCUUGCCAAUGACAAGCAUACCCAUAACAUGAUGCAGCCACCACCAUGCUAAAAAAUAGAGUGGUACUCAGUGAUUUCUUGUGUUGGAUUUGCCACAUUUGGAGUUGUUGGAUUUGCCCCAACAUAAAAGACAUAAAGUUAAUUUAUUUUCCACAUUUUUGCGGUUUUACUUUGGUUCCUUAUUGCAAACAGGAUGCAUGUUUUGGAUUUUUUUUAAAUGCUGUACAGGCUUCCUUCUUUUCAUUCUGUCAUGUAAGUUAGUAGUGUGGAGUAACUACAAUGUUGUUGAUCCAUCCUCAGUUUCUCCUAUCACAGCUAUUAAACUCUGUAACUGUUUUAAAGUCACCAUUGGCCUAAUGGUGAAAUCCCUGAGUGGUUUCCUUCCUCUAAGGGCAACUGAGUUAGGAAUAAUGUCUUUAUCUUUGUAGUGACUGGGUGUAUUGACACAGUACACCAUCCAAAGUGUAAUUAAUAACUUCACUAUGCUCAAAGGGA